AUGAAGUCUCGUCGACCCAGCUGCACUGACUCUGGAUCUGAGUCCUCAGAACCGGACUCCAAGAGCCCAGAGAAGUAUGAGACUGCCACGAGACGACGGAUGGCCGCCAAUGCCAGAGAGAGGAAGAGGAUGCAGGGUUUGAACACAGCCUUUGAUCGCUUACGUAAAGUGGUCCCCCAGUGGGGCCAGGACAAAAAACUGUCCAAGUACGAAACCCUGCAGAUGGCCCUCAGCUACAUCAUGGCCCUCAACCGGAUCCUGACAGACGCCAGGAGGCACAACGCUCCUCACAGGCAGUGGCUGGACCUGCAGUUCGACUGUGUGCAGACAGAAAACUACCCCUGCCUCAUGAGGUACGACUCUCCGACUGGACAGGAGUACAUCCACUCAUCGUUCUCUUAUCAGUUUGACGGACAUCAGGUCCACGCAUAA
Toxotes jaculatrix (banded archerfish) is the source of this 432-nucleotide messenger RNA. RefSeq names its product atonal bHLH transcription factor 7 (gene atoh7). Gene Ontology annotation, biological process: neural retina development; regulation of DNA-templated transcription. NCBI's taxonomy places the organism in Eukaryota, Metazoa, Chordata, Actinopteri, Toxotidae. The record is from RefSeq and is a predicted model, not a curated record. Gene Ontology annotation, molecular function: protein dimerization activity. Bases 1 to 432 code for a protein of 143 amino acids. The transcript has a single exon.